GUUGUACUCGAUUGACAAGCAACAUGAAGCUCUUCCUGACUGUCCUGGCCUUGGCCGUUGCCUCCGCCACCGCUAUGCCCCAGAAGGUGCAGCCGGUGCCGCUGAAGGAUGCCGUCCUGGGAGCCGGAUCCGGCUCGAUCGAGGGUCGCAUCACCAACGGCUACCCGGCGACCGAGGGCAAGGUGCCCUACAUCGUGGGUCUGGGCUUCAGCAGCGGCGGCAGUGGAUGGUGGUGCGGUGGCUCCAUCAUUGGCAACACCUGGGUGAUCACAGCCGCUCACUGCACCCACGGUGCCGACUCCGUGACCAUCUACUACGGUGCCCUGUGGCGCCUGCAGGCCCAGUACACCCACACCGUGGGCAGUGGAAGCUUCCGCCAGCACUCGAACUACAACACCAACAACCUGAACAACGACAUCUCCCUGAUCAACACCCCCCACGUGGACUUCUGGCACCUGGUCAACAAGGUGGAGCUGCCCAACGGCAACGAGCGCUACAACAACUUCGCCGGCUGGUGGGCUCUAGCCUCCGGAUGGGGCAGGCCUUGCGACAGCUGCGGCGUGUCUGACUACCUGAACUGCGUUGACUCCCAGAUCAUCGAUCGCAGCGAGUGCUCCGCCGUCUAUGGAACCGAUGUUGUCACCGACAACGUCAUCUGCACCUCCACCCCCGGCGGCAAGUCCACCUGCUCCGGCGACUCUGGCGGCCCUCUCGUCAUCCACGACGGCAACAAACUGGUCGGAGUCACCUCCUUCGUGGCCUCCAGCGGCUGCACCUCCGGUCUGCCCGAUGGCUUCACCCGCGUCACCAGCUACCUGGACUGGAUCCGCGACCACACCGGCAUCUCCUACUAAGCGGUCGAGUUUCGUUAUUGAAAUAAACUGUUUUGCAUUUAAAAA
Molecule: messenger RNA, 899 nt
Organism: Drosophila ficusphila
Lineage: Eukaryota; Metazoa; Arthropoda; Insecta; Diptera; Drosophilidae
Product: serine protease 1
Exons: 1
Coding region: 24-854 (276 amino acids)
Biological process (GO): proteolysis
Molecular function (GO): serine-type endopeptidase activity
Source: RefSeq, a predicted model, not a curated record